GCUACCCUUUCACCUCCCGGCAGUUGGGUAACGUGGACUGGACACCCGCUGGCUAGCAGUGGAGUCGGGGCUGUGCCGCCCAGGGGAGUUGGGCGCGCGGGACUGCGAAGGUGUGCUUCGCGGCGUGGCUCAUCUUUCCGGGAAGGAGCUAUGGGGCGCGCAGGCUCCGGGGAGCGGACGCCGGUGUAGUACGCGCGGUGCCUGGUCCGGGAGCGCGGCGGCCGCGUGCGCGGGGAGGCCUUUGAAGGCCGCGGUCCAGAGCGCCCAGCCUCUGGCGCCAUGGCCCCCAUGGGCAUCCGCCUGUCCCCCCUGGGGGUGGCCGUGUUCUGUUUGCUGGGGCUCGGCGUCCUUUACCACCUCUAUUCGGGCUUCCUGGCCGGUCGCUUCAGUCUCUUCGGCCUGGGCAGCGAGCCUGGAGGUGGUGCGGCGGGACCCGUGGCCGUGGCUGAGGGCGGCACCGUGGACCUGCGGGAGAUGCUGGCUGUGUCCGUGCUAGCUGCCGUCCGUGGUGGCGACGAAGUGAGGCGAGUCCGCGAAAGCAACGUUCUGGAGGAGAAGUCCAAGGGGAAGACGCGCGAGGGAGCCGACGACAAGAUGACCAGCGGGGACGUACUGUCUAACCGCAAGAUGUACUACCUACUCAAGACGGCCUUCCCAAAUGUGCAGAUAAAUACAGAGGAACAUGUGGAUGCAACCGAUCAGGAAGUUAUCUUAUGGGAUCAUAAAAUUCCUGAGGACAUCUUGAAGGAAAUAGCCACUUCUAAAGAGGUACCAGCAGAAAGUGUUACUGUCUGGAUCGACCCACUGGAUGCUACACAGGAGUAUACAGAGGAUCUUCGAAAGUAUGUCACUACUAUGGUUUGUGUGGCUGUAAAUGGUAAACCUGUGCUAGGAGUAAUACAUAAGCCAUUUUCUGAAUAUACAGCUUGGGCAAUGGUAGAAGGGGGGUCAAAUGUGAAAGCCCGCACUGCCUACAAUGAGAAGACACCACGGAUCGUUGUGUCUCGCUCCCAUUCAGGAAUGGUCAAGCAGGUUGCUCUUCAGACUUUUGGAAACCAGACUACAAUUAUCCCGGCUGGUGGUGCUGGUUAUAAAGUUUUAGCGCUCUUAGAUGUGCCUGAUAAGAGUCAAGAAAAAGCUGAUCUAUAUAUUCAUGUGACGUACAUCAAAAAGUGGGAUAUAUGUGCAGGCAAUGCCAUCUUAAAAGCCCUUGGGGGGCACAUGACCACCCUGAGUGGUGAAGAAAUCAGUUAUACCGGUUCUGACGGCAUUGAAGGCGGGCUCCUGGCUAGCAUCAGAAUGAACCACCAAGCUCUAGUCAGAAAACUCCCAGAUCUAGAGAAGACAGGACAUUAAUGAGCAAUGUUGAUUGUAGAUCACAGCUCUUCCAGAGCUGACAUGGUCAGCCUAACACGCUGGAGGCUUCGGAGGAUCAGUGGAAACUAUGCAUGGUUAAGGCCAUCCCAAACUUUUUAAAGUAUUUAUGAAGCAUCGGAGACUUCUUUUCCCUGUAAUAGGAUGCAAGAUCAGGGAAGAUGGAUUGCUUCGUGUCUCAAGUAUUGUCUUUAUUUUUGAGACUAUUUUCGUACAGUUGUCACACACGAGACAUAUAUAUAUAUUUGUGAAUUAAAAUCUGUAACUGAGUCCACAUUGUUAUGCGUCACCAUGUUCACACAACAUCAUGAAUCUUCAUUGUUAGUACUUUCAUGUAGAAUUGGGCUGAAGAAAGGAUUAAUUUCAUAUAGAUGUUUAAUAUUACUUACAUCUCAUUGAAAAUAAAGUAAUUUGGGGUUUUUAACCCCUAAUUCAGAUGGAAAGCACAAGAAGCCACAUGUUCGUUAAUAUGCAACAAAUGCUCUAUUUAUCCAUUCCUGAAUAUUUGUUAUGGAUUAAAAUAGAAAAGGCUUAUAUUGUUUUUUCUUUGAAAUUUUAAUAGCAGGUUCACCAGCUAGUAGAGAAUAUAGAUGUAUGGUAGUUGUGUUGUAAUUUCUGUAUGUGUGUGUGUGUGUUUCUCCAAUGAACAAUAGGUUUGUACCCAUAGGUUCAACUUUUCUGACAUCUUGCUGUUGGUUUUCAUUUGCCCUAUAGACAGUGCAUGAUUCCAUCCUUUCCCCCUUGACCAACAUUUUAGCCUUUUACUCAUAAGUUUUGGAUUAAGAUUUCAGGGUUGGCAUUGCAUUUUUGGUACAUUUUCUCAUUAGGGACAAAAUAUACUAUAAGGCACUACAAAAAUAUAAAGAAUUCUAUUAUUAAUUGAAAGUUAUUUGACACUACAUGAAUUGGGCUAGAUUUCAUUAUUUUCAAAAGCUUUAAGUACUUUUUAAAAAAUUUGCCAAGUCUGUAUAUAAAAAUUCUCUCAUCAUCAAGAAUGAGUUAUGGUUACUGUUAUCAUUAAUAAAUGGAUCUAACCUAACCAAACUCGAAGUAGUAAAUUUUGAGCUAUUUUAUAAUUGCCCUUCAGAUUAAAAUUAUGCAAGUUAAAAUGAAUUUUUGAAGCAUCAUUUUUCUAGUCAGUGUGCAGGAUCUGGUUGGAAGAACGGCUGUGGCCUGUUCACCGUGUCACUGUAAUUAGGACCUUGCUUUGUGGACUACCAUUGGGAUGUCUGAUUUCUUUCAUUGUGAUAUCUGAAAAUUCAUGUAUGCAAGCAGUACCAUGAUUUCAUGUGACUUUGAUGUCCUUGUAUUUUGUAACACUGAUAAGGAGAGAGAUUUCUCACAGUUUCCUUUCCUCCCUCCCUUUUUUCCUUCCUUCCUUACCCCUAAAGCAAUUUUCCAUUUAUUCCCUAUCUUGGAGAUAAAUUUGACCAAAGAAGGAACAGCCAGCCUCACCGGGUGGAAUGUGCAUAUAUGGUUUUAGGUUUGCAUAUAACACUAUUCUCCAAAGCCCUUUAAUUCCUCAUUAGGAAAUUGAAUUUAGCAUGAUGCACAGGUUUCCACCCAGUCACUAGUGACUGGCCAUGAAUCUGAUAGGCCUCACUACAUAGGCUUUUUUAUUCAGUGACAAUUCGCUCAAGAAUUUUGGUAGUUGGAAUACUUGAUAUUUAAACAGGACUUAGGAAUUUUGAACAGAUUAUUAAAGACUUCAUCUUUUUACUUUGCAAUGAGAUGAGAAAAUCCUUUUUUCCUCAGGAGACAUAGAAAAAACACACAGAGUGUUUCCAGAGUUCUGUAGUAGGAGAGCAUUUUUGUCAGUGUAAUUUGCCAAACUUCGGGAACCAGAACUAGCAUAGUAGGAAAUGGAAUUUCUUCAAUUGGAGUUGGGGAUUUCUCCCCAAUAUUAUAUGGAAACUUUAGUAAGUAUGAUUGCUUUGGUUUUAUUUUUAACUUUAUUAAUUGCAUGUAGAUAAUGACUUUGUGAAGAAAUUGUGUGCAAAAAUUAAAAUAUUGGCUGUCAGUUAAAUUUAUUUUUAUAAUUUGGAAUAGUCUAGUUACUAAUGAUUUUCAAGGGCUUUUAUAGAAAGUCUUUAAAUUUACUUGUUUCUGAAAGUCAGUAUACAUCACAGAACUAAUAUAACUACAAAGAACAGUAUUUAUAUUUAUUUAUGUAAGACAUUAUUCACCAGCACAUAGCCAAACACCUUUAUGAAUAAGUGAGGCACGUACUGCCUCCUAGGAUUACAUAAAUUAUUUCUAAAAUGUAGCAAAAUAACUAGAGUUUACUUUUAGUGAAUCUUAUCUCCCCAACUCCUGGUCUUCCCUUUCCCUCAUCUUUGUCCUUACUUAGAGGGUCAUUUUCCCUUAAAACUGAGUUUUACACAUCACAUUAGUGAAAGCAGCAACAUCAUAACCUCAGUAGCCGUCAGCUAUCCCCUUUUUCUCCCUCUCUUUCUACCUCGUUCCCUAUCUCCCUAGCCCCUAAUGUUCUCAUUUUAUUUCUGCUCUUCUUUCUUAAUCAAUAUAAUCUUCCCCAAACCUUAUCCAGGAAUUCUUUCACAGACAUAAUUUAUCUUAAAAUUGGCUGCUGUAAUCUUGGAGUAGAACUGAAGCUCCAGUAGUUCCCAGUGAUCAAUCCUGGUGGAAUCCUAGCUGGCCGUUUUCAGACUUCCCGGAAAAAGUAAAGUGUAAGCACUUCAAAACCACAGAGCUUUGUGCUGUUAAAUCUAAUUCAAUGCUUCUGUCUUUACAAAGCAAUUCUUCCAACCCAUCCUUCAAAGAAUGGUAAUGCAGAAAAUACGAGAGUUGGGUAUAUAAGCCUGUUUGAGAAAACUUGCUUUUUCUUUUAGUUUUCAUGCUUGAAUCCUUCCUUAAUUCAGUUGAGAUUACAAGGACCUACAAGAUAGGUCCUGUCUGUCCUUGGUAUUCAGUUGUCCCCUUUUCCUCAAUUUUAGGUGUUUUAAAAAAUUUAACAUUCAAGUGAAUUGUUUAGAGCUGUAUAAUGAAAUAAGCAUUUUGGUGUAUGUGUUUUAAGUAACAGUUGUGCAAACUCUUCUGGGUGCCCCCUCUCAGUAUUGUGCAAACUGGGGCAGAGGAAGUGGGGAAGGGUCAGUGGCUAAGAAAAGGGUGGGAAAGAGGAAAGACAGCCAAGGGGAAGGGUAGCAGAGGGAGGAGGCAAAGCACGCACCUGCCCUGACCCUGGCGAUCGGGAACCUUGCCCUUGUCUCAAGCCCUUGUCUCAGAUAUUUAAUUCAAGUAUUGGCUUUCACUCAGGUGUUGACGGUGACAACUGUCCCUGAUAGCCCAAGCAUAAAGGAAGGCAGGAGUGCACUCCCAUUCCUCAGAAAAGAGAACACCCAGCUUGCCUGUCCUAGAUUACACCUUGAAAAUGGCCUUAUGGAUACAGUCUGUGGCAAGUUAGAAAUGGAAACUAUUUGGGUUAUUCUAACUGCAAUUACUUAGUUAUGUGCUGAUUGCUCCCUGAUAGGAACAAUGAUUUUUCAUUUUGAUUAUUUUCAGUAUAUGCCUACAAAAGUCUAUUUUGUAACUUGCAUAAAAUAAACCUAAACUAUGGUUUUAUUUUUAUCCUAAAAAAAUGUUGUGCCUUAACAAUAGGGCAUUGUAUGUUAAGGGAAAACACAAUCUUUUUUUUAACAGAUGGGGAAAAUAGGAACUUUUCACCAUUAAAAUUUAAGUUCUUUUAAAAUGUUUUUAACAUUAGAGUUGGGAAAAAUUCAUUAAAGUUAAAACUGAUAUAAAAUUAUUUUUGCAUAAUCUAGCAUUUACAACAAAAAUACAUUUUUAUAGCACAUCUAUCUUGGUAUAUAGGUUUGAAAUAAUACUUUAUCCUUUGGUUUUUAAUUUCAAUGAAUAUAAGAUCAGAAUAGAUUACAUUUUUAAAGUUUUUACUUUUAAAUCACUUUUAGUGUGCUAUUAUAUGUUCUAGUAUUGAGUCACUUUGAUAUUAAAACAAGUAGCUAUUUAUUCACUGUGCCAUAUCAGUAAUUUAUUAAUGUUCAAAAAUAGUGUAUGUUGUGAAUUACAUAACAAACCAGAGCAGUUUCUAGGUGGGGGUGGGUUCUGAUUACCAGUUACUGUGUGGGUAAGAAGAAUUAAACUUCAUACUUCAAAAGGAGGUUUUACUUUCGUGUUUUGAGGUGCUGGUUAUAUAAGUUGUUGGUUUUUAUUUCCUCAAAGCCUGGCAGAUGUUUUCAUUGCAAUUUGUCAUUGGUAAAGGCUUACAGGGAAGCUUUCUAUUUUGUUUAAUUUUUAACUCUGGUAGUGAAUUAAUUUUGUGGGAAAAUGAAAUAAAGUUUUCCUUUGAGAUAAAAUAAUAUAAGCCAAACUUUCAAAAGUUAAGGAUGAUGGAUAAUAUUAAAACAUCUUGUUAUAUAUUGUUUGUUGUAACGAUUCCCAAACUAUUGUAAUUAAGGUAGUUUGUGUAAUUACAAAAGCAGAAACUGAUCUUUGACUGUUACAAUGUUUCAUUAAAAUUCUCUUUGAGGUGUAUGUUAUACACAUAGUAAAUUAUUAUUCAAGAAAGAUUGUGUAUUUUUUAAGUAGAAAAUAUAGAUUACCAAGUCACCAUUAGAUCAGUUAGCUCACAAAGACUUCAUCUUUCUCCUUAAGUUGAAGCCUUCUUCAUUUAUGUUGAGUUAGACAGAAUGUUUAUGGGAUUUGAUUUAUGUGUAAAAUAUGCACUUGAAAUUCAUCGCCCUUACAUCCACCACUGGCAGUAGCUAAAGUCAGCUUCACAGUCCAGCAGGAGAGACCACGUCCUGCCGUGACGAACUGUGGGUGAUGAACUGUGGGGCUGCCGGUGGCUUCCCCCGUUCGAUGUGUUACUUGCGCUACUAGAUGCAUAUACACAAGGGGUUGAAUUGACAUGAUGUUUCCAGUCCAUGCUCCUGCCAAUUCAGACUUUGUUUUUAAUCACCUUCACUUUCUGUCAGUCUCUUUCAUAUAAUGGGCUAUUGAUGAUGACAGGGUUAAAGUGAAAAUAUCUUUGAACACCCCUACCCCUCACACAUUUAAAGCUGUAGAGGAACCAGGCCACUUCCUGUUGCCAAGACUUGCUUAGACACCCGAGUUUACUGGGCGUGCUGUGCCCUGCCUCACCCACACCACCAAAUCGAAGGGGACAGGGGGUCUCAACCUCAGACUUCAGUGUCUACUGGAAAGUAGAACUCUCCCCCUCCUUGUUUUUAGAGCAUUUGUUUGUUUUGUUUUUGAUUUGUUGUUCCUCACGUAUCACACUCAUGCAUCACACUCAUUUGUAGAUGUGCUGUUGUAAACUUUCAAGGACAGGGAUUAUAUACCUUGGUGAAUUUUAUGUUUCUGCUUCCACCCUGGUAGCCCAAUGUUUUGAACAAAUUAGGUGCUUAAUGUCUGUUGAACUAAGUUGAAUAAAGGGUUUCCACUAGCA
Artibeus jamaicensis (Jamaican fruit-eating bat) is the source of this 6799-nucleotide messenger RNA. It is a transcript of the gene BPNT2, whose product is annotated as 3'(2'), 5'-bisphosphate nucleotidase 2. The record is from RefSeq and is a predicted model, not a curated record. Lineage: Eukaryota; Metazoa; Chordata; Mammalia; Chiroptera; Phyllostomidae. Bases 280 to 1356 code for a protein of 358 amino acids. The transcript is spliced from 5 exons. Gene Ontology annotation, cellular component: endomembrane system. Gene Ontology annotation, biological process: phosphatidylinositol phosphate biosynthetic process; skeletal system development. Gene Ontology annotation, molecular function: 3'-nucleotidase activity.